AUGAAAGACCUGUUAAAGGAUCUCCCUAAUCAAUUGACUGGGGAUUCACCUCCACCUCCAUCCAUUCCUCAGCACCCUCCAAACCAACAACAGCAACAGUCGGGAUCAGGGUCAUCGUCUCCAUCACAUACACCCUCACCACCCAUACGAAACUACUCUGGCAAUGAGCUGUACAAUCAACAACAACAACAACAACAACAACAACACCAACAACAACAACAACAACUAUUAUUACAAUCUUUACCACCUGCACCACAAGUGAAUGCAUGGCAACUGUUUCCAGGUAAUGAAGUGACAUCUCUGCAACCCAAACCACUACAAGCAGCACGACUCAAGACAUUCUGGGCAGAGUUCUUAUCAUCCAAAUCCGACAAGGAUAAAGUCGCCCGUUUGAACCGUCUCCUCCCCUAUUUCCUCGGGUUGCAUGAGGAGCGACGUAUCGAUGUGCGUAACAUGACCGAUGUGUUUGGUACCAACGCCAAGUCAUUUGCAUUUGCCGUGUCGAGACGUCUGGUCAAAGAUUUACAGGAGCUGUCCAAGACAAUGACCGCUCAGCCACGCGAUGCGCAUGCGCGUGAACUCUACAAGUACCUGGCAACGAGUGGCAGCAAUGUCUGUGGGUUUGACCUGCUCUACACACUCGAGAUACUCUCUGAAGCAGCUAUCAGCUGCGAAGCCAUGUCUGAGGCAUCUGUCCCCUCGACAUUGGCACGUUCUCUACAACUACUCUUCCUCGUACCCUCCAAUAUCCUCGACCAAACACGCGGUAUUGUCGAAGACAAGAUCAUCCGUACACUGUGUCACCUCGCACGUCAACGACACGCAAUCGAGGAACUUCAAAAGUCCGACACACUCUCCAUCAUCUUUUCGCUAAUGACUGCCGAGUGUCCACCCACUCACCGUCUCUUCCGUUCCAAAGUAAUCUCCUUUGGUGCUGACCUAAGCGAUCUCUUAUCACCAACAAUCACCUAUUUAAAUUCAAAAAAAAUAAUAAUACAUUUAAUUCAAGAUAUAUCUAAUAAUUUUAAUAAUAUGGGGUAUAGUAAAGAGAUGAUUAUAUCAAUCAUCCAGAUGAUUUUCAAAAUAUUAUCAGAGUCUGCGAAAAAGUCUGCGAUUCUAUUAGAGGAUUUCCAACGAAACGAUGGAUACAACUUCCUCUUGACGGCACUCACAAAUCUCGAACCUUCUUGUAAAGAGAAACCACAUCUUUUCGACCAACUGCUCGACAGUAUCACUUCUCUUGUUUAUGUUGGAUAUGGAACUAUCACCCUUCCAGAUAGUUCACCAGUUCCCUAUCAAUCUUCAAUUACUCAAAGUUUAAAAGAAAUUUCAAGUCAAAAUUCAAUUGUAAAGAAUGAAUCAAUAUUAACAUUAUUUGAACAAUACUUUUUAAAUUCAAAAAUGGAAGAGAAUAGAUUAAAAGUAUUGGAUAAAAUCCUAUCAAUCUAUUCUUCCAAUCCCGCCAAUUUUAUAUUACUUCAACAUUUAAAAACUUUAACCAAUUUUAUUCAAUCUUUUGAAAAAUUAAGUUAUAAUUUAAAGUAUCAUGUAAUGAAAAUAGUAUGUUUUGUAGUUACAGUAUUAAAUGUUGUACCAUUCCAAGAACUGAAUACAUUUAGUUUAUUGGUUCAUGAAAAUCCAUCAGUCAAUACAUUAGAGAUGAUCUAUCAAUUGAUAACGACAUUGGUCAACUUUGAAUUCAGAUACAAACAUAUAUUUAGAGAAGCUGGACUACUCGAUAUCUUGAUCAAAGUAAUUGGUCUAUUGUCAACCGAAACAAUCGAUCGUUUUAAAUUAUUACAAAAACAACUAGGAAACAAGAGUCCUCAACAACAUCAACAACUACACGAACAACAUGAACAACAAGACCAAGAUAUUUCAACUCAAACAUUCCCAAUUUUAUUAGAUUCAAUUUAUUUAUUGAUUUCUGAACAUCCAGAUAAUAUUAAUAUAGUUAGAAAAUAUGGAUUUUUUGAUACAUUAUUAUCAAUAAUACCAUUUUCAUUUGUUAGAUUAAAAUCAUUAAGAAUAUUACAACAAUUAAUUAAAUAUGACAAUGAUACAACGCAAAGAGAAUUUGAUGGAUUGGUUAAAAUGUUGACAUCGACAUCAAAGGAAGCAUUUUGUGUCAAGACUGAUAUUUUCAACUCGAUCAAAAAACUAUUCACCAUUUCAAAAUUCUCUCGUGAUUCAUUCCGUGAACAUGGUGGUUUUGUUUCAAUCAUUUCAGUAUUGAUUGGAAUGGAAUCUAGUUUUAAAACUUGGGAUCAAGAAAAAAUACAAAGAAAACAAAUCAAACAAGAAGAAAAUGAUGAAGAGGAAAAUGAAACAAAUAUGAUUCAGGAAGAAGAAAAGAAUGAUAAACAAAUAAUUAUAAAUGGAAAAGAGAAGAUUCAAGAUGAAAGAUUACAUCUUUUAGAGGCGAUUUGUAGGACUACAACAUCGGCGUUGUGUGGCAACCAACAAAACCGAGCAUCGUUUGAACAACAGAUUGGAUACUCGACAUUUGCAACUGGACUUGUCAUGACGGGUGUACUCAACACGAGCAAGGCGUUGCGUGUGGUUGAUUUUAUCUUUGACAUGGUGACCGAGAAUUUGAACGGCAGCGAUGCUCUGUCCAACAGGAUGAUCAUUAAUAAUGUGGAGGCAUUCCAUGUUAUACUCGAUAUUAUCCCACAUAUUGACAACCAAAAUGACGUGCUUGACAUUGUACGUCGUCUCAAUAUGAUGGCAGAGUACGGACGUUACAAUCAAGAGGCGUUGAGCAAGCUGGCUAUUCCCGACUGGAUUCUAACCAAGUUUCCAACGUCGUUGUCCAAUGUCGACGAUCCGCUGCAGCCACAUUUGCUGACGCUGAUCCAGACAGUCGGCGCCAACUGCUUGUCGGGUAGUGAGCUGCGUCGCUUUGUGCGUCUGCUGCAGCCUGACCAUUCGCCAGAGGUGCUCCUCAAGAUCCUGUGCUCGAUGGCACAGUCACCUGCCGCACCACCCUAUUUUGAAUUUAAUUUGUCAAAGAUCCCAUAUGGGUACGUGCAUCUGCCGAUUGGAAGCACACGCAACUGGCCGCCAACCAACGGCUACUCGAUGUUGUUUUGGCUGUACAUUGAGCGUGGUGCGACCGGCGCGCAGCAGAUCGACCUCGUCAACGUCUACUCGGACGACCGCAAGUCGCAGCUGGCCAUCUUUAUCAAGGGCGGUCGUCUGACCAUCCACAUUUACAACAACAGCAAGUACGUGAUCGAGUAUGGUGCAUUUGCAUUUGAAGAGGGGAGAUGGUACCAUAUUGGUAUCGUGCACGCACGUCGUCUGCUCAGUGGCACAGACUUUAAAAUCUUUAUCGAUGGGUUCCUGCGGUACACGGCUGCCAAAGCACAGUACCCCGCGCAAGCGUCGACUUUGACGGUCGACUUGGGCGCCAGCAACCCGUCGCGGUUCCCAGCCGACCAGAUAUGGCGUAUCGGCCCAUUCUACCUGAUGGAGGAAGCACUGAGCAGCAAGCAUAUCAACACAAUCUACUUUUUGGGACCCAACUACUGUUCCAACUUCCGCGGUCGGUUCUCGCCCUACCAAACGUACGAGAUUAUCAAUAACCAGAAUUUGACGGCUAUCCGCGAGCUUGACUAUGGCGACCAGCUCGGCCCGCUCAAUCUUGCCAAGGUGUCGAUGCAGAUAGACGAGUCGCGCAUUAUCGCCGGUUUGUGCGCCAACAACCGUCGCGAGGUGCGUAUCAAGGACCGCGACCACGUCAGCGCCGGCUUGCCACCCCAUAUUGACAACAUCAUUGCCACCAGCAACGCCAACAAGGAUGCGUCCGCAUCGUCGUCCUCGUACGGCAACCAUUCCAUGGGUAGCGGUAAAGACGGUGAGAUCCGCAUUGAAAUUGUCAAUCAAGCCGACCCAAGUGGUAAAACACGCGGUCAGCUCGUCGCCAGCGUCGAAGCAUUCCGUCGCAACAAAGUAGCUGAUGGUAUACGAAAAAUCGGUGGUAUGCCAAUCGCCCUGUUACUCUUGGACAAGGCCGAUGAAGAAGAAGCACUGUUUGACGCGGUUGGACUGCUCGUCGGGUUGAUUCAAAAUCAUCCAACCAACACACACGAGAUGAGUAUCAUUAAUGGUGGGUUCCGUCUACUUGAAAAGAUACUCUCGUCGCUAUGUGCAUACCAAGAGAUCUACGUCACACUGUUCCAUCUGCUUCUGGGUAGCAAUCCCCAAGCUCUCACUGCACCCGCGUGCGGACCAGUCGACGACCAAUCACAGGCACAGUCACAGGACAAGAACGCUAUUUGCACACUCGAGUUUCACGAACUACUCAAUAUAUUCAAGACGGUUGAGCGUAACGUAUACUGCGUCGAAGCAGCACAGCUCAUCUUGUCAAUGGUCAAGAAAUCGUACGAGGAGAACUUCCAGCUGCUAGCAUCGUACCGUGAGCAACAGCAACAGCAACAUGCUGCCAACGCUGAUAUUGUCGACAACCCCGAGUCAGUGUCGAUCUUUUCGCCUGUCCUCGUGCCUGGCUCAGCGUUACCUCACGCAUCGCCCAACUCGUCGUCGUCGGCGUCGCCUAGUGUCGCCAACACGUCCCCACUGUCCAUCUCGCAGACUCUCAACCCACCCUCCAAGCCAAACGAGCUCAACAGCAGCACAGGCAGCGCCGGCAGUUCCGCCAGCAGCAGCAACCCGUCCACCUCGUCGUCGGCACCCAAUGCCAACCCAUCCUCCAACCAGUCCACCCCUACCACGGCCACCAACAACAUGCUGAGCAGAGUAGGCAGCUUCUUUAGCAAGGUCGAGGAAAAGACCAUGGAACUAGUCGAGUUGUCAAGCGAGGGAGUGCAAUCUGGCAAGAAGAAACGUGCAAGUAUCUCAACCAGUCCCGCACACCUAGCAUCUGCAUUCAAGCAAAUGUCAUCGGCAUCUGGUACAACUCCAACCUCUGGAGGAGCAGUAAACUCUAGCACUGGUGGUACAAACCUUACUUAUACUCAGAGUGAUCAUUCUAAUUUGUCAUCAUCAACAGCUUCAGGAGUAUCUACUGUCUCGUCAAUGAUGGAGCCGUCUCAACUUACCGCGUCAUCGUUAUUAGUGUCAUCCAAUGAAGUGGGAUUGGUUGCUCAACUCACUCCCAUUCAGUCACCUGAAGGAGCAUCGAAUCUACAACACACUAUUCUCAACUACUUUAUGUAUUUGUUCCAUGAGAACCCACAGUUCCAACAAGAGUGGUAUGCAACUGUCAAGUUUACUGCCAUGCUAGUGGAUCGUCUACAUGUAGAUGUGUUUAGACCAUCGCUUCAGCGUCGUGUCCUAUUGUUCCUCGUCAAGAUGCUUGAGAAGCUGGAAGCAGACCGUCCCGGACUCAAGCAUGUAUCGCCACUCUACCGCCAGCUGAACCGUGUCAUUUUACUGAUUGUCAACAACGCCCAUUCCGAGCAACAAGAGUUUAUCUACCUCGUCGGACAUAUACUCAAUCAUCAACGUAUCGUCUUUUCAGAGAACAACAGCGAUACCGAGUUCUUUGCAUCGUUGUGUUUCCCACUGUUCAAGUUGUCGGUGGUACAACCACAUAUGGAGUCGAUGAAUAUUGGCCAAGACGUGUCUGACACGGCAGCCAAGUUAUUCAAGUUGCUCAUGUCUACACGUAUCCCAAGCGAGGCGAUCAACCCACUACUCGUGUACCGUCCAUCCGGCAGUACCAAGACUGAGCUGGCCGACCUCCGUCCCGGCUUUGAACUCUUGGCACGCGGUAGUAUCCAAGGCGACUUUAAACCAUGGAUUCAAGAGAACUUGCUUAUCGUCAACAUGGUGUUUGAGGAAGGUCCUAAACGUGCACAUCAGACACAUUUGGCAGCCGAGCGAAAGAAUGCUGCCGAGACAUUACAGUCGAUCAAGUUGCGUCGCAAGGACCGUAUUGCACGCAAUGAAAAGACCGAGCGCAAGACAACUGCCCACGACGAAGAGCGUGUUGGACACACCACCAAAAAGAUCCAAUACUUUGUGCGAAGUGAAGCAGAGCGUAAGAAAAAGAUCAAGAGUCUCGAGGUUGACAAGCAGCGUUUCAACGCCAAGCAAUUUGAACAGAUUCGCGAGCAAGUCACUAGAGAACGUGCCGUGUGGGGUCCCGCCGCCCCAUCAACACUCGACAAGUGGAAACUCGACUCGACCGAGGGUCCAUACCGUAUGCGUAAAAAGACUGAAAAGAACUAUGACUUUUACAAAAACUAUCCAUACGUCCCACCUUCGUUUGACGAGCUUGGUGGCAACAAUCUGCUUCCACUACCAUCCAGCGGUGACAGUGAAGCGUUUAUAAAGUCACUCUCGGAAAACAGUGAUGUUGCCAAUAGUUUGGAACCUGCAUACUGGAAAUUUACAAGUACUACCGAUGGUUCAACUAUUGGUGGUAAUUAUAUUAAUGAACAACAGUCAAAUAAUAAUAAUAAUAAUAGUAACAAUAAUAAUAAUAAUAAUAAUAAUAAUGUAAACUCGACGACUGCAGUAACUGGAUCAACUGCAUCUUCAUCAACGACUGGGAAUAGAGUUAGAUCAUCUUCAAUGACAGUUAGUACAACAACAGCCAAGAUAUCUACACCUGUCAAGGCAAUGGACGAUAAUAGUAGUACGGGUGGCAGUCCAUCGAUUUUGAAUCGAUCUUCAUCGACUGAUAUUACACCACCUGCAUCUCCUUUACAUUCGUCUGCCGAGGAUUCAAUGUCAGUGUUACAAGUACAUGACCAAUCGAUGGAUCAGUCAAUGGAUCAAUCGAUGGAUCAAUCAAUGGAUCAAUCAGAUUUGAACAACAACAACAAUGGCAAUAGUAACAACUCGACAUCAAUCUUUUCGUUGAAUGAAGAAAAAGAGUCAUCGUCAACUGGUGUAUCAACACCGAUUAUGCAAGGUUUAAAGACAUCGAAUGAAAUCGAUGAAGAUUCACCUGCAGUUGACGAGAAUGAAGAACGUGGCGAAGAAGAGAAUCAUGCGUAUACACGUCUCCUCGAUCCAUACGACCAGAGCUAUCUCAGGGAGGAAAUGCGUCGCAACUAUCGUUUGACAACUGUCAUUUACAAUUGUGGUAGUGUCGAUGGUAUGGACAAGACCGAAGAAAAGAUUAAUACUGACUGGUUGACAGAAGGACAGGUUGUACAAAAGAAGAUGGUCUCUCACAAUUGCCUCAAAUGGGGGUACGAAGAAGUACGUGAGGUUCUCAAACGUCGUUAUCUCUUGCGUCCCGUUGCCAUCGAGUUGUUCUCGACCGAUGGUCGUAACACACUGAUCACGUUCAAGGACGAAACCACUCGUGACGAAGUGUACAGCAAGAUCAUCACCAACGUAUCCAACAACUCGAUUGGUGACAUUUCAGGUAUUUCGGGUGGACAGACUGGUGUUGAAGAAGAGUAUGGUCGCGACGUGGGUGUCAAGGAAAAGUUCACUUCCAUGUGGAGAAAAUCACCGCUCACACUCAAGUGGCAACAAGGACAGAUCUCCAACUUCCAGUACUUGAUGCAUCUCAACACAUUGGCCGGACGUUCAUACAAUGAUUUGACACAAUACCCAGUGUUCCCAUGGAUUCUCAAGGACUUUACCAGCGAAGAGUUGGAUUUGGACGACUCGACACCGUCCUUUACAAAAUACAUUUUAUGGGGUCUGCCAGACGGCUCCAUCCGUUACCACAACGGUGACAAGAUGAAAGCACUCGAAGAUCACCACGAUGGCCCGCUCACUGUCCUCACUUCAACCGAUGACGGACUGAUUUGUGUCAGUGGUGGUGUCGACUCGAUGGUCUGUGUAUUUAACUUGAAGCGAUUCUCACUUACCAAGCGUCUCUGUGGCCACACGGGUAUCGUCACUGCCUUGGCUGCAUCACGUCCCUACUCUGUGAUUGUGUCGGGUUCAGAAGACCACACUGCCAUCAUUUGGGAUCUCAACCGCAUGCGUUAUGUGCGUACACUUCAAGGACACGACGGCGCCAUCUCAUGUAUUGCCGUCCACGACACCACUGGUGACAUUGUCACUUGUUCGGGCACCACCAUCAAUGUCUACACGAUCAAUGGUGAAAUGCUACUUACACUCAAGACAUCACAAAUCAUCUAUGACCAAAUCACCACUUGCUAUUGGUCUAAAGGUGCCGAAUGGCUUGGCGAGAAUGUACUCAUCACAGGUCAUCGCGAUGGAAAAAUCAAGGUUUGGGGUUUGGAGAGCCGUCUCCUUCCCUCCAUCGACAGUGAACCACUCUCAACUCUUGUCUUUAAAAAUGUAUUAAUACUUCGUUCAACUUUUUAUAAUCUUCAAUCUCAUAAUACUGCAAUCACUUCAAUUUAUUUAACAAAUGACCAACAAAAAUUAUAUACAGGUGAUAUUGAAGGUAAAAUUUGUUUAUGGUCAGACUCUGAUUCAUCACAAAUUAAACAACGUGGUUGGACUUUAAAUCCGACAGAUUUAAGAACAAUGUUACCAACAAAUGUUGGAACAGGAACUAAACAUGGAUUAUUCUAA
This is a messenger RNA of Cavenderia fasciculata, 8484 nucleotides long. It is a transcript of the gene lvsA, whose product is annotated as BEACH domain-containing protein. Gene Ontology annotation, molecular function: protein binding. Lineage: Eukaryota; Evosea; Eumycetozoa; Acytosteliales; Cavenderiaceae. The transcript has 10 exons. The coding region runs from base 1 to 8484 and encodes 2827 amino acids. The record is from RefSeq and is a predicted model, not a curated record.